Messenger RNA from Dendronephthya gigantea, 1588 nucleotides. RefSeq lists its product as uncharacterized. The transcript has 4 exons. Bases 284 to 1588 code for a protein of 434 amino acids. NCBI's taxonomy places the organism in Eukaryota, Metazoa, Cnidaria, Anthozoa, Malacalcyonacea, Nephtheidae. The record is from RefSeq and is a predicted model, not a curated record.
CGAAUUUCGCCAGCAACAACCUUGUGAAACAAGAGUGAAACGGUGCCUAGAAGCCUCACCGUCGGCAUCCCAACCACCAAGAACUCGUUUGCACACAUCUGGGCCUUCAGCAAGAACUUCGCUCAAUUUUGGGGUACAAGUUCCAUCUUCUGAUAAAGAGAAUAUAACUGCGUUGGAUGAAAUAUUAAACGAGGCGAACAGAGAACUGAUUAAUAUUGCCCGUAAAGACGAGCCAUCCGUGCUAAGGAAUGGAACAUACGCAGGAUUAAGUCAGUCAAACUGGAUGACAGAAGUGGUAAAUGAGCUCUCGACGAGGUGUCCUAAUGUUGCAAAAAUAUUGUCAAGUUUGCUCGAUUGUUCUAUUUUGGAUGCAGGAAAUAAACUACCGCCAAUUUCCCUAAUUUACGGCAUUAUCAUGUUUGUGAGAUGUCAUCACUUGAGCCGCAUUCAAAGAAUCAACACCAUUCUUCUGACAGAAGGGAAAGCAACUAAAAAUUUGAUUGAUCGAUUCAACAAAUAUGGGCUCUGUUUGAGUUUUUCUAACAAAUAUGUUGUGCUUGACGAUAUUGGGAAACAUUUUUUGGAUCGUGCUGUCGAGUUGGUCAAAUCUGGGAUGAAAUUUGUCUAUGUGGUUGAUAACAUAGAUUGGGAAGAGAAAGUGCAUGACAUGAGAGCAGACCAUCAAAACAAGAGUGUGCAUGCAUGUGCAACUAGCAUGGUGUUCAACAGAGUGCCAAGUGACCACUUACCUGACAAUGGUCCACAGAAAGAUAUCGCAACUUGCAAUUUUCGUGAAAUUGUUUCAUUGUCAGAUGCAGAAAUGACAACAAUUCGGAAUCGGUAUAAAGUAUUCAUUGCGAGAAUCCUGGUUCAAAAGUUCACUGAACUAUUUGGUUUAAAGUCCUACAUUCCAGAGGAUCUUGUACUUCAUGAAAAUUCUGAGAAGACAGCUUUGAAAUCCGAAAUUAUGACCCUUCCAGUUCUCAUGAAGGAUGAAAAAAAGUACAGUGACUGUGUGGAUGUUUUGGAUCAAUUGGAGCAAUGGACAGAGGAUGUGUGCAAAGCUAGUGGCAUAUACAACUUUGAUCAAUCUCCAUCUACAGCUUCCCAUCCUAUUGUUCAGGUGCCCACACGCCCAGAUCAACCACGAUCACAUAUCCCACCAGUUGGUUCCCAAACUGAUCCUUUAGAAGGUGUGAAAAUUCCCUGUUUUGGUGAUGAGUUGACCCGAGUAAGGUUUGCUGGAGCACGAGAUCUUCGCUCUGGAUGCCAUACACCCAAACAACGACUGGAUCAUUUGUACCCGUAUCGCAUUGUUGGAUGGCAUGCUAAAAGAAGUUUCUUAAAGUCUGUCUUCAAAAGACUCUACAAGAACUCUGGAAGAGAAGCAGGUACCAUUAGAUACUUCCGAGAGGUACUCAACAGGAGAAAUGUUACAGUCGAUAUAAAACAUUAUGAAGACUGUGAGCAGCUGUUCAUGAGUGUUGGCAAUUGCUAUCUUGUUGAAGCAUUGCUAGAGUUCUUCAAGAUGGAAAAUGUAAACGAUUCUCCAAAGGAAAAUAAUCCAUUGCCUGAUCAAGAGAUUUGA